Coregonus sp. 'balchen' is the source of this 2927-nucleotide messenger RNA. Lineage: Eukaryota; Metazoa; Chordata; Actinopteri; Salmoniformes; Salmonidae. The record is from the annotation of a GenBank genome assembly.
AUGUAUCCGGACUCGAGCCCAGACUACGACGACUCCUCGAGCUCGUCUCGCAGCACGAGCAGCAGCUGCUCAGCAUCGCCUACCGGAGACGUCGCCCGGUGCAGCCAGCGAUCUCCAGACUCACCCACGAACGCAUCGUCAAUGGACAGUAGCAUGUCGCAGGUAUGAAUGAAUGGAUCUUAUUUUGGAGAAAAAAAAAAGAAAACAUUUGAAUGGAAUCGCGUUGGCAUUUUUGGAAACGUUCAUUAUGUUUGUGUUGCAUUGAGUUUGUGGCAAGAUCAAUCAUUUAUUGAUCAUAUUAGGCCUAACUAAUAGACAGACUGAUUCUGAAUCUACAACCCAUCCAACUAGAUCGUGAACCGCUCCAGUGAAAUGUAGCAGUGACAGCCCCUUUACCCGUUACCUAUCCAGAUAUGUAUGGCAUGCUGAAAGAGCUUGUAUUGGGCAGGUAGGUACCAUAUGGUACCGCCAGACAGUUGACUGAUCACCUUCAAAUUCCUGACAUUCCUGGAGUGGUAUAGGGGGUCCAUGCUGACCAAAUUAUAUUGAAGACUUGACUGAAGCCAUCAUGCCAAAAUAUGAUGAUGAUGAACGAUGGGUUUAGCUAUUAUUGGCAACAUGAGAUGGACUGUCAUUUGAUUAAUUAUGUGUGAUGUCAGAAAUCAUUUAAAACCCUAAUAAAUAAAAAAUUACAACCCUAAUUAUAGACGUUGUAAAUUAGUACAGAAUUAUCUUUGUAGAUACACCAUAAAUUGUGCUAUAAAUUUCAUGCCAAUAACAAAAUCAUUGAUGCACAUCACACCCCUUUUGGAAAGGUCAACCAUGCAUGUCAUCGGAUUCAAUUGAUUGGAUUCAAUAAAUUCAACAUUCCUUGUGUUGUUUUUGCAGGAUGUCUGUGGUGAAAUAGACUCUCCAUGGCAGUCUCCAUUUGUUCCAACGGUCACUGCAAUCUCAACCUCCAUGGAUCUGCACUGGAUGGUCCAACCGACCACUGACAUCACAUCAGCAUCAGUCUCGCCCUUCUCCUGCUCCUCCCCCUCCCCCUCCUCCUCCUCCUCCUCCCCCUCCUCCCCCUCCCCCCCCUCCUCCUCCUCCUCCUCCCCCUCCUCCUCCUCCUCCUCCUCCCCCCCGUCCUCCUCCUCCUCCUCCCCCCCGUCCUCCUCCUCCUCCUCCUCCUCCCCCCCAUCCUCCUCCUCCUCCUCCUCCCCCCCGUCCUCCUCCUCCUCCUCCUCCUCCUCCUCCUCCUCCUCCUUCUCCUCCUCCCCCUCCAGUGGACGUGCAAAGCUUAGCAGAGCGCAUGGCGCAACCCAAUCGUCUUCCAGAGUGGAAGGCAGCAAGGAACAAUCCACCUGCAAGAAAGGGAAAAAACAGGUAAGCCUUGUUAAAUAUCAAGGAGAUUUUUGAUACAUCUUUUAAAAAAUCGUCUUGAAUGUCUGAUGUGCGUGCGUGCACGUGACUGGCCAGAUAGACUGUGCCAAUGUUGUAUCAUUUUACGCACGUCUGAGUGUUUGAUUGGGUCUAGUGUAGAGCCUGUUACUACGCAUUGAAUUUGUGGUCCUCUGUAGCUCAGCUGGUAGAGCACGGCGCUUGUAACGCCAAGGUAGUGGGUUCGAUCCCCGGGACCACCCAUACACAAAAAAACGUAUGCACGCAUGACUGUAAGUCGCUUUGGAUAAAAGCGUCUGCUAAAUGGCAAAUUAUUAUUUGUAGCCUAGCCAAGGAGAGUCUUCAUUCUGCAACAAUGGCAUAUUUUCUGACACUGCAUUGAAAGAUGUGUAGUCUUUUUUUUAGGGCUACCCUUUGCCAAAUGUUGAAUUAGCCUUCCAAGCCAAGUGACGAGAUGGCAAGAUUCCUCAUGCAGGUCUGGAUGUGCAUUUAGAGGGUUCUCAUUUGUUGUGACUGAUCUAGCCUUUAUCAGAAGAGGAUGAGAGGAGGAAGAUCAGGAGAGAGAGGAAUAAAGUCGCCGCAGCCAAGUGUCGCAACAGACGGCGGGAGCUCACCGACACCCUGCAAGCCGUAAGUGCACCUUGUUCUCAUGUGAAAAACGACUGUCAUGUCCUUGUGGAGAUGCUUAGCAGAAUGGAUUUCACCCAAAGUGAUUGAGGCUCUCCAUACUUCUUACUAGACCAUGUAUCUUCUUUUUAAUUGUCAUUUCAUAAACGUUAAUUGAUUGAUGUGUGGUUCUCCCCUUAUAGGAAACUGAUCAGCUGGAGGGGGACAAAGAGGCCUUGCAGACAGAGAUAGGCCACCUCCUGAAAGAGAAAGAGAGACUGGAACAGAUCCUAUCCACCCACCAACCAGCCUGCAAACUAGCCACCGCUGAGGACGAUGUCGAACAUGAGAUCAACGAUGACAUUGAAGGCAUGCUACAAGACACCGCAGAUUCUGCCCAGCUGCUCUCCAUCUUGGAGAACUCAGACAAACUCCAACUCCCAGAAGGCAGUGCGACAGAAGUGACUGUGUCCAAGGGCCCCUUACGCCAUGAAAUGGACUCCGUCCCCGUGCCAAGCAUCUCCAUCUCUGCCUCGGCCAUCUUGGGUAACUCCAACAUCCUACUGUGCUCCAGUGCUGAGGAAGAACCCAUGGAGGACCUAGACUUCGACCAACGUGACCUACAGGACCUGGUCCCCAGCCUGGAGCUGGCUGUGGCCCCUGAGACCGCCCCGUCCGUUCCUGACAUCGACCUCCUCGGGGGCCCCUUCUGCCUGUCAGACUGGGAGACCCUGUACAAGUCUGUGGCCAACGAUCUGGAGCCCCUCUGCAACCCCACGAUGAUGUCUUCCAGUGACACUCCUACGUGUAGCAGUUACCGCUCUGUGUUUUCCUUCAAUUACUCAGAGGUAGACCAUAUGGCUGAGGAUGAGGGGUGUUGUGAGAGCUCCGAGGGCCUCAAAGGAGUUGUUGGUGGUAGUUCUGAUUUGAUUAAC